AUGGCUUCAAGUUCAAGUUCGCAGUCUCAGCAAGACGGCCCCGUCUACUUCUGGAAACCAGACCAAGGGCACGGAUAUCUAGGCCAAUGGUUCUGGAGCCCAUGGUCGCACGAAGGGGACGAGUACAAGACGGCAGAAAUGUGGAUGAUGGUUGGGAAGGCGUGGUUGUUUGGUGAUGAAGAUGUCGCGCGGGAAAUCCUUGCCGCGGACAACCCGAGGAAGCAGAGGGCGCUUGGUCGCAAAGUUCGAAACUUCGAUGAAAAGAUUUGGGAUGCGAGCAAGCUGCGCAUCGUCGAAGAAGGCAACUAUCACAAGUUCACCACCUCCGAGGAUGCUGAGAGUCUGAAGGCAAUGCUACUCGCGACGGGCGAGAGGGAGCUGGUGGAAGCUAGUCCUAUGGAUCGUAUUUGGGGCGUGGGGUUUGCGGAGAAAAACGCGGGGCACAAUAGGAUAAGAUGGGGGCAGAAUCUGUUGGGGAAGGCGUUGAUGAAUGUCAGACAAAGGCUGCGGGAGGAGAGCGAGCAAGAGAAGAGCAAGGCUGAGCGUGCGGAAGAGAAGGAGCAGUGA
Messenger RNA from Didymosphaeria variabile, 567 nucleotides. RefSeq lists its product as uncharacterized. Bases 1 to 567 code for a protein of 188 amino acids. The record is from RefSeq and is a predicted model, not a curated record. The transcript has 3 exons. Lineage: Eukaryota; Fungi; Ascomycota; Dothideomycetes; Pleosporales; Didymosphaeriaceae.